AUCAGUGAGGGCUACAUGACUGAGGGAUUCUUUUACAAACCCUUGUGGAUUAAUAAAGUCGCGAUGUUGUGGUGUGUUUUGCUGUUGUGCGGCUUGACUUUGGCUCAGGAUGAUCAUACCUUUCUUGAAACACCAGCAUGCUUGGCCAACAUGUGUGACAGAUUGAAGAAGUUUGAUGCCUUGGGAGAGAAACUCCAAACUCUGGAAGCCAGGUUACAAAAUAGUGAAUCCAGGCUACAGAGCAGUGAAACCAGGCUACAGCGCAGUGAAACCAGGCUGCAAAGCUGUGAAACCAGGCUGCAAAACGGAGAAAACCAGAUUCAAGAACUGAAGAGCAAAGAGAGACCCAAGGUGAUAUUCAGUGCAGCGUUGGGAGGUACAGCUGUUGGACCUUUCAACACAGACAAGACUUUACUCUACAAGGCGAUUACCAAUAUUGGCAAUGCCUACAAUGCAGCCACAGGUACCUUCACUGCACCUGUGGCUGGAGUGUAUUUCUUCACCUUCUUCCACCAUGCUGGAGGACAACAUGAGACGAUUCUGUUUCUCUACAAGAACAACCAGCGCAUAGUGCAGACCCAGGACCACAGGGCCGUCCACGAGACCGCUCAUAACGGAGGAAACGCUGUGUCCCUGCAGCUGCAGGCAGGCGACCGAGUCUACGUGCGUAUGCUGAAAAACUCAUACGUGUAUUGCUCCGGCUACCACACGACCUUCAGUGGUUUCCUGGUGGAGAAAUGAGAACAGAUGCAGUGAAUACUCAGAAAAAGAGUCCUCACGGUAAAGUCAGAAUAUUCUAUGUUUGUCAAAAUUACAUGUGUUACCAUAUGGUCUGAUUAAAAAAAGCCAUGCAGAAAAGUGAUGAGAAAAUUUGAAUGAAUUCAAGUGAGCAAUGCAAACCACAUCUGUGCUUUUUGUGUAAAAGUUUGUACUAUGAAAAGGUUUAACUGGUUAUGAAAGAGACUGAAUUGAAUGCUGAUGCCUCUGUAUGACUCAUAAAAGUAAAAACGAAACCAUUAGCAAGAAUACAAAAUAUUUGUAUAUAGUCAUUUUUAAUAAUAACUGGAAUUAAAUGUGAGUGAUUGUCAGCAGAAUAGAAUUUAACCCCAAAUUAUCCGUUAAGUGUGAUCGCUUCUGUAGGUUAAACUGUAUUCCUAGACAAGAAAGACAAGAACAGUCUGAACAGUAUUGUUAAAGUCUGCUCUAAAAUUAUUGGUGUACAGCAGCAAGAUGGAGGAACAGUGUCACCAAUAAAGCCAGAGGGAUAAUAAGCCAACCUGGACACAUCCUCGCCAAGGAGUUCUCUCUAAUGCCCUCAGGAGGGCGCUAUCUCACUCCUCUUAGAAAACAAACAGAUACUCAAAUUCUUGUAUAUUUUAACCCUCCUGUUAUGU
Notolabrus celidotus (New Zealand spotty) is the source of this 1394-nucleotide messenger RNA. Its product is annotated as complement C1q subcomponent subunit C-like. The coding region runs from base 16 to 741 and encodes 241 amino acids. NCBI's taxonomy places the organism in Eukaryota, Metazoa, Chordata, Actinopteri, Labriformes, Labridae. The record is from RefSeq and is a predicted model, not a curated record. Gene Ontology annotation, molecular function: protein binding. The transcript is spliced from 3 exons.